This is a messenger RNA of Nothobranchius furzeri (turquoise killifish), 7103 nucleotides long. The record is from RefSeq and is a predicted model, not a curated record. NCBI's taxonomy places the organism in Eukaryota, Metazoa, Chordata, Actinopteri, Cyprinodontiformes, Nothobranchiidae.
AUGUCUUCAGUGGAGGAAGUUAAAGUGGAAACGAUUGUUUCCAUCGGGAAAAACGUCCUUUUGCCAAUAAUAGUGAAGCAUUUGUAUGGCAUCUCAACAAAAGACUGGAGAAUAAUGAUGACCGGACUGGACAAGUUGAGAAUAGACGUUUCGUUAGCACACAUGCUUAAUGAAAUGUAUCGGGUUGCCUCAUCCCAGGUUUUAUGCAUUAUAUUGCCCAGAAUCUGUACAUACAGGAAAACUUUGGGGAAAUAUGAGUACACUGUAACUGCUAGAAUGCAAGACAAAAUCAGUGAAUGUGUCUCAGACUCACUGAGGAUGCCAUUUCAGAAAACCAGCAGCGCCACGACUUUAAAAGGUGUUCUGGAGAAGGAGAUCUCAAAAAAUGUGAGUAAUGUUGCGUCUUCCAUUGUUAAUAACAGGCUUAUUCCUACAGUGCCAUCAGAUUAUGUCAAAGACUUUACACUUUGUCCUGACGUACUACGAUACACAACACUAUUGUUAUUCAUGGUUGUUAGAAAAUAUGCUCUGGAAAUGAAAGAACCGUUUGUUCAACGUUGGAAAAUACAAGAUGAGAACCUUCUCGAUUGGGACAAAGUCAUCGAUUACAAGGGUAGCGACGGCGUUAUGGUUGUCAAGACAGAUUAUAGUUGGCCCAAACCAGACAUAGGAGAAAAAUGUAAAGACAGAAAGCCAUCUUUUAUUUUAGAGGAUAUCAAGAAAUCAUCCUUUGACAUAGAAAACCGUAGAGACGACCAGUUGCCUGGCCAAGAUUGUCAGACAGAAAACAGACUCUCUGUCGACAUAUCAGAAGAUGCAGAUUUUAAUACGCAGACCGAAGGAAGAAAUUUGGCAGAAUUACCAAGAGAAUCCAGUGACCAGAUCCAAGUCACGCAAAAUAACCCAAUGCCAAAUCAAGAAACUGAUAACGAGAAGACCAACGGUCUUGACUUGAUCCCUGAGAAAACGGCAGACCCUAACCCUAACUCUUCUGGUUUCUCCCCAGCUGCUUUGGGCUGCUUGGUGAAUUUCACAGACCCAGAGGGAUACAUAGACUCCUCUGACAACCCGCCUCUGCCCGAUGGUGUGUUGCUGCACUGCACCUACACUGUGACUGUGUACACUGGCUAUGGAGUGGAGCUGCAGGUAAAGAGCGUGAACCUGUCUGACGGUGAACAGCUGUCAAUCAGAGGUGUAGAUGAGCGAGGUGCCCUGCUGGUUCUGGCCAAUCACACUCUGCUGGUGGAAGGUCAGGUGAUCCGGAGUCCCACCAACACACUGUCUGUGUACUACCGCUCUGCUGUGGAGGGAAGCAUGGGUGUCUUCCAGCUGCACUACCAGAUCUUCAGACUGAGCUGCUCACUGCCAAAGAGGCCUCACUUUGGGGAGGUGUUGGUGCUGGAUCUGCUCCCUGGUAACGCCGCCCUCUUUCACUGCCACAUGGGUUACCAUCUGCAGGGAGAACCGCAGCUCACCUGCCUCAAUGCCUCUCUGCCGGUUUGGAGUGGCAAGGAGCCCACCUGCAGGGCACUUUGUGGAGGAACAGUGAAGAAUGCCAGUGUGGGGAGGGUGCUCUCCCCGUCCCCUCAUCAUGGGCCUAAUGCCACCCUGGACCGUUCCUGCUCCUGGUCCCUGGAGGCACCCAAAGACCAGAGACUGCACCUGCACCUGGAGAGGCUGGCCCUGGGACCAACAGACAGGCUGGUGCUGUGGAGUGGUUUGGACGCCGGCUCUGUGGUUCUGUUUGACUCGGGUCGAGGAGGCCAGAUACCAUUCGAGGGAGUGAUUAGUGAAGGUCCAGCUGUACGGAUCCAGUUUAUUACAGAUCAGCCCAAUCACAACACGGGAUUCAAUAUCCGCUACGAAGCGUUCGAGCGUGGCCACUGCUACGAGCCAUACCUCCAAAACGGGAACUUCACAACCACAGACCAGUUGUAUGGCGUUGGAGCUGUGGUUCAGUUCACCUGUGACCCGGGCCACUCUCUAGAACAGGGCCCUCCGGUCAUUGAGUGUAUAAGUGCCAGGGAUCCGUACUGGAAUGACACUGAGCCGCUCUGCAAAGCCCAGUGUGGGGGGGACUUGACCGGCCCUGGAGGAGUGAUUCUGUCUCCGAAUUGGCCUGAGUGGUACGGAGAAGGAGAGGACUGCAGCUGGAGGAUACACGCUGGUGAAGAUAAACGAGUGCUGCUUGAUGUACAGCUACUCAACAUCAGCGAUAGCGACAUGUUGACCAUCACCGAUGGCGAUGAGGUCACAACUCGCAUUCUGGGGCGAUAUGUUGGAGGCAGCAGCCCCUUCAAGCUCUCCUCCACCACGCCAGACCUGACCAUUACCUUUCACUCCGACCCUGCUGGGCUUGUUUUUGGCAAGGGUGAAGGCUUCGUCAUCAACUACAUGGAGGUGUCCCGUAAUGACUCCUGCCCGGACUUACCUGAGAUUCAGAAUGGAUGGAAGACAACGUCACACGUGGCGCUGGUGCGAGGAGCACGGAUCACCUACCAGUGUGAUCCUGGUUAUGACCUGGUUGGACGAGAGACUCUCACCUGUCAGCUGGACCUCUCUUGGAGCUCUCAGCCGCCCUUCUGCGAAAAGAUCAUGUACUGUUCGGAUCCGGGUCAUGUGGAGCACUCCACCAGGUCUCUGUCUGACCCCAAACUCCUGGUUGGUACAACCAUUCAGUACAGCUGCAGCCCUGGCUUCAUUAUGCAGGGCGGCGCUACCAUCACCUGCUACGGUCGUGAGCCGGGCACACCUGUGUGGACGUCUCGUCUCCCUCAUUGUGUAUCUGAGGACUUGGUUUCCUGUGAGGACCCUGGUGUCCCUGAUAACGGGUACCAGAUCUUGUCCAAGAAGCUUUACCUACCUGGCGAGUCGCUCACGUUUGUUUGUUACCAAGGCUACGAGCUCAUUGGAGAAGUUGCUAUUAAAUGCAUCAUGGGAAACCCGUCAUUCUGGAGUGGCCCGCUUCCUCUUUGCAGGGCCAACCAUGACUGCUUUGGCAACCAUGCUUUGGAAGUUGCAGAGGCCACUGCAGGCUCCCCUCUGGAUGGAGGAAACAUAACAUUGGCCAUCUUCAUCCUUAUUCUGCUGCUGUCUGUGAUGCUGGGAGGAGCCUAUGUCUAUGUCACCAGGUGCCGAUAUCACUCCAAUCUAAGGCUGCCUCUUAUCUACCAACACCCUUACCGACAGAUCACCGUGGAGACAGAGUUUGACAACCCACUUUAUGAAACGGGAGGACAGGACGCUCGUGAAUAUGAGGUGUCAAUAUGAGAAGUCUCCCUAAAGACAUUUCUGAACCGACCAGCCCGUGCUAACUCUUCAUCUUCCCCGCCCGCCCCACUCUGCCCAGGAGGAGGCGAUGUAAAUACAAAUAAUGAUGUCCAGCCCCUCCUGUCGUUAAACCAGUGACUGAUCCUUCUCUCUUCUCCGUUGAUGUGAUAGCUUUUAUAGGCAUUGUGGGAAACAGAAGAGAAACCACCAAACAAAGAGGAGGUGGAUUGUAGACCAGGUGGAGUGGGUGGAGGAGAGUGUUUAUUGGAGGGGUGAAGAGGGAAACGUCGGGGACAAGACACAUUUACAUGUAGGUUUUUGUUGCCCUCAGUUAUGAAUAAUCCAGUAGAAUCCUUGAAAUAAAAUUCCUUAAUAUUUUCAUUCGAGUGGAAGCCCAUUUUUGAUACAAAUAUGGUCAUUUUUCUGUAGUAGACAGUAAAUGUAUUUUGUAGAUAUCUUUGUUACAAACAGAAUUCUACAUUUCUGCUCUGAGGUCAAAUAUAGUUGAAAUGCAACUCAUCAAACAACUCUGUUAGAGUUUGUCUCGUUGCCUCAAGCCAUGGCUUCAGAUCGCUGGUUUGAGAAGUUUGAUUGUAGAGUGGAUUUUUUUUCUUUUGCUGUUAUUACUGCUGUAGCAAUAGUCUUUCUCCACUGAAACUAAUUGGUGGCAAGUAGCUGUAAGUUCAGAGGACUGCUUUGUUGGGAUUUGCACUGUUUAGUAUCAAAGCCAGAAGGUAGAAGCAGAUAAUGGACUCGUCACGUCUUUCUCGUUGCUGGAAUUCCACAAAGCCCUGUUUGGGAGCCAAAAUCUUGUGACCACCACUCCACAAGAGAGGUGCUCUCCCUGUGAUGGAAGAUAGAAAACUGAGCCUUUUGGUCUAGUAUGGUUACUGAUGAAGAUCAAUGACUUGUGCAAUAAGGUGAUCUGCAUGUCUGUAGUUGCUGCAGCCUUCUGUUAGAAAAUAACUGAAGCUAUGUAUAGAAGCACCUUGCUGCCCCUCCGUUAAAAUGAAAGCUGAGUCGUUUGUUACAAAAGUGUGAAGUUUUUGUUAUAACUGGAUAAGAAAGUACAGUUGCAGUCAGAGAUUUGUAAAUGUACGCAGCAAGGGCAUGAACAUCCCAAUUACACAACAAACUUGUUCAAGGGUUUUACAAAUAAGCUCAAGGUGCAAAAGUUUUAUUGCUUUUUAUUCUUUGUUCCUAACAGGGUCAAAAUUAUAAAGGCUCAAACAUCUAUUUGAAACAUUAAUAUCUCUCAGUAAGUUUCACCUCAACUUAAUCUUUUUGUAUCAGUCAACAAUCUUCUCUUCUCUGUGGAGGUCGUUGAACCUGGCUGAUUUUUUGGCAAAGACUGUACUUUUGGACAAAGGUCACAAUUUUUUUAUCAAAUUUGUGGACGGCCACACCAGAAGCUUAACAAUGGUCUACUUUAUCCAAUCAGAAAUUAGUUUGAAUUCUUGUUUGGGGUCAUUUUCUGAACGUCCAACUAUGUCCAAGUUUCAAUGGUAAAUUCAGGUCAAGUACAAGAAUCUAGAGGAAGGCCUUCUUUUCUGUUAUGCAAUCUACUUAACCCAAGGCACCAUUUCCACAGAAUGAUGCCACCACCAUGCUUAAAGGUGCAUUAUGUAGAAAUAAAGCACAAAUGGCAUCCUGUGGUAAAAUUUGGUUAUUGCAACCACAACUCUGGAGCUUUUUGCCGGCCGUCAAUUGUCGGCGUUGCAGUAUUAGCUCGCAGGAGACACGGCGCCCCCACGCUCACUGAUGGUAAACAGUAGUUACGUCCCUCCUUCCUUUGUUCUGAAAGGAAGAAAAACUGACAAUCCCCAGAGCCAGCUGGAUAUGAACUAUAUUUCGGUAUAACUUUCCUUCCAAAUUGACUGAAACAUUAGACUCUUUUGGGAUUUUCUCUCUGUAAAAUACUCACUAUAGUCUUACUACUUUAACACUCAGGAUAGUUCCAACUCUUCUUCUCAUCACUGUGGAUGUAAAACUCAAUCUUUGCCUCCUCUCACCGUAAAACUUCCAGAAGACGCUUAACUAGUUCAUUUGGCCAGCGGCAGGUUUUAGUUGAGCUUUAAGGCAUCUAUUUUUGUGGACCAGGAGCUUCUUUGUUGUUCAGCAGCCUCUAAAUCUGCAGUGAUACUGAUGUUUCAGCAGGUUCCAGUUCAUGACUUUGGCCUUGGUGGUUCCUGCCGUGUUCCUGAACAUGCUUUUGUUUCAUUUGUGACCCACAUGGGUUGGUUAAAUAAGUGCUUUAAAACAAAUCCUUUAUUAAAUGUCCAAGAGAAACUACCAGCUGCAAUCAGCCGUCACAAACAGGAAGUUAAUCAGAGUUUUUCUGUUCUCAAACACAGAGUAGUAGUGUACAAGAUCAGAACAGAAAAACUAUGGAAUUAGGAGAUAAACAGAAAGAGCAUAACAUUAAAGGAAGUUAAUCAGCCUUUGCCUUGACUAUGUUUACAGACGUUUCGAAUCCAUUACAGCCACUGUUUCCAUUUUUAAGUGAAUGUAGAGACUUCAGCCUGCAUGUAUAAUUCUGAACCUGUUUGGAAGAGAGAAGAUCCACAGUAAAUUUAAACUCGUGAACUCAAUUCUUGUCUUUAGAAUUCAUAAAAGUUGUGUGUUUAAUCAUUCCACCUUGAAAAAGGAAACAAGUUUUUUUUAUUGCUCAUAAAAGUUAAUAUUGGUCGGAGGAACCGGUGGCGCCUGUGCUCGGCAGCCUCACCUCUGUCAGUGCGCCCCAGAGCAGCUGUGGCUACAUCGUAGCUCAUCACCAUCAGUGUAUGAAUGUGUGUGUGAAUGGAUGAAUGAUACACUGUAGUGUAAUGCGCUUUGGUGUCCUUACUCUGAGAGGUGCUAUACAAGUGCGGGUCAUUUAUCAUUUAUCAUGCUUCUUCUGACUACAACAUAAUGACAACAUGAAAAUAUUUUGUCAAAAUAAAAAAUAUAUAAGAUUUAACAUUUCAAAAAUUAUAAUUAAAAUAGGUUUAAAACAUUUCACAUCAUAAAAACAUGUAGAGCAGUUUUAUUAUUACUUUUUUGGCAGCAAUAUGCUCCUGUACUCGAAAUGCCCCUCCUGUUGGUUAGUCUGCUUUUAUUGAUCAGCUUCACCACUAACAGCUAAACCUUAUUCUGAUUUUGCCAAGCAGAAAUAAAUAAAAGACAAAUAUUCAAACAGAUGAGUGUGCAAUGUGUACGUAAAAAACAAAACAUUAUUGUUUGAUUAAAAAUAGGUUAAAAACAGCUCAGAUAGAAGAAGUGCAGAGCAAGGCAAAUACAAAGAUGAUUAAUGAUGAUUUUUGAAAACAGUGGAUGUUAGUUUUGUUUUCAUUCAGACUGAUGAGUCACUCUCGCUUGAAACAAGCUGUUAGGAAGGAAAUAAAGACGCCCUCUGUUUUAUAAAAGUUCCUCCUGCCUUCAGUUAUUUUCAAGACUUUUAUUUUUCCAGACGGUCCCUCCUGGUUUCGGCUGUACAUCAGAGGUAAAUAGAUUUUAAAUAACUAUCAGGCCAGUUGUCUUGUUUCUGACGUACGGUUUGACUGAUAGGCUGGAUUGGCCCCAGUGGCUCCCAGUUAAAACCACCUAGUAAAGAGCAAAAUGAAAACCAUGCCUUGUUGCAAAUAUGAAUUCUAUAGCUGUAGUUACUUGAUCGAUAUUUAGGUGCAAACUCGAUCAAGCCACCAGAUGAUGUAUUUAUUUUGAUGUACUGUACAUGUGAUGUUUAUUGAAAAUUGAUAAAUGUACAUUUUCAUUAUAAGAGAGCAAACAUUAUCAUUUUACCUAAAUAAUUUGUAAAACCUGAAUAAAAAAAUGUACAAGAUUGUUUUUAAACA